AUGUCAUUCACGGUGAGGGGUUGUUGUGUCCGUCACUGCAAUGACCACGAUGGUCACGAUAUCGAAUCUCAAAAUUAUCCGCAACCCUCAUCUUUGAGGUCAGCAGCAUCGACGAUGUCUCGGAGUGUUGUUAACUUCUUAACAGAUGGCGAUGGCGAUGGUGGAAUAGUUGGCGGAACCGCAGCAAUGGCGGCGCACCAUAACCACUCUUCUUUAACCACGAAAGGCAGUAGUGACGGCCAUGGUUUGUCUUCGUUGGCAAUAAAACAACACCCUCUGAAUGUCUUGCUGGUAGUAGCAGUUCACAAUGGACUUUGGUGGCGAUAG
Molecule: messenger RNA, 327 nt
Organism: Lactuca saligna
Lineage: Eukaryota; Viridiplantae; Streptophyta; Magnoliopsida; Asterales; Asteraceae
Source: the annotation of a GenBank genome assembly